Messenger RNA from Galeopterus variegatus (Sunda flying lemur), 789 nucleotides. RefSeq names its product pyroglutamyl-peptidase I-like (gene PGPEP1L). Gene Ontology annotation, biological process: proteolysis. The record is from RefSeq and is a predicted model, not a curated record. NCBI's taxonomy places the organism in Eukaryota, Metazoa, Chordata, Mammalia, Dermoptera, Cynocephalidae.
AUGGCGGAGCUUAAUGGGACACGGCGUGAUGGCUUCCAGACCCCCUCCCUGAACGGUGCCGCCUUGGCGCCCAGCCUCAUCUUCCUCCGCCUGGGCCUGGCAGGCCUGCCCCAGCUUCUUCAUCUGGCUCACCCCGACAUAGCCAUAGAACUCACCUGCAUCCCCUCCGAGCUCUCCAAGCUGGGUCUGGGGAUUGACAUGGAGGUGGAGUUGUGGAUUCUUCAGCUGCCUGUGGCUUACAGGGAGGCAAAGCAGAGGGUCACCAGAAUCUGGGAAGAUCUUCAACCGCAAUGACAGCCAGAGAGGCAGCAGCUCGCCAUGCAUGUGGGUGUGGAUGCCUCCACCAAGGCGGUCUUUCUGGAACAAUGUGGCAAGAAUCGAGGCUACUGGGACACCGACAUCCAGGGCUUCUGGCCAGAGGGUGGCAUGUGCCUACCUGGUGGCCCGGAAGUGAUCGUAUCAAGCGUCAGCGUGAAGGCUGUGUGCAAGCGCGUCGCCAUCGAGGAUGUCGAGGUGGCCUUUUCCCAAGAUGUGGGCAGAUACGUCUGUGAUUACACUUGCUACCUGUCUCUGCAUCACGGAAAUGGGUGCGCUGCACUCAUCCAUGUCCCUCAAAUAUCGCAUUGGCUCCCGGCCAGCCUGCUAGGAAAAGCCUUGCAAGUCAUCAUCCAGGAAAUGCUGGAGGAGGUGGGAAAGCCCAAACUCAAAGCCUGGUUUGCAGAAAACUCAACCACAGUGAUUCCAGCCAAAGGGAACCAAUUGGGGGAUUGCUCCUUUAGGGAAAAUUAA